CCAACUGUUUUAGCAACAAAAUCUCCCACGCAAAGUAAGAGAUGCUCGAAAAGGCUCUGUUCUCUGACUUCUCUCAGACGAAGGAAUUGUUGGCAGCUCACGUAAGGGUUUCUGGUGUAGCCGCGGCUGUUUUGGGUCUAUUUAUCUUCACAGCUUUGGUUCAGAAACUCACCAACAAGGGACCCCUGUUAUGGCCAGUUCUUGGGAUCAUGCCCACCUUGUUCUUCAAUAUCAACCGAGCCUAUGAUUGGAUUACCGAAACUCUCAUCAAAUCUGGAGGCACAUUUCGUUUUAGAGGGAUGUGGACCAGCGGCGCAUAUGUCAUCGUCACUUCUGAUCCUUCCAACAUCGAGUACAUGCUCAAGACAAGAUUCAAGAACUUCCCUAAAGGGCAGUACUUCCGGGAGAGGUUCUCCGACUUGCUCGGCGAUGGCAUCUUUAACGCCGAUGAUGAUUUGUGGAAGGAACAAAGGCGGAUCGCGACGUCGGAGAUGCAUUCGAGACGGUUCCUCCAGUAUUCUCUUCAAACCAUUCAGGACCUGGUGCACCAGAAGCUCUUGAAAUUGCUAAACAAGCUUGCGGUUUCGGGGGAGAGCAUCGAUCUCCAAGACGUUCUCCUCCGGUUCACAUUCGAUAACAUCUGCACCGCCGCAUUCGGAGUCGACCCGGACUGCUUGGCCAUCGACCUUCCCGAGGUCCCUUUCGCGAAAGCUUUCGAGCUAGCCACCGAGUUCAGUGUGUUGAGGUUCGUAACGCCUCCUUUGUUAUGGAAGUCCAUGAAGUACUUUGGGGUGGGAUCCGAGAAGCGACUCAAGGAGGCGGUUGAAAUAGUUCACAAAUUCGCGGAGAAGACGGUGAUCGAUAGGAGGACGGAAAACUGCAAGCUCGGCAACCUAAAUGGUCGUUCUGAUCUAUUGUCAAGGAUCAUUGAGAUGGAAGACCCAGAUGAAAAGGGCAAGAAGAAGUUGUCGGACAAGUUUCUUAAAGAUUUCUGCAUAAGCUUUACCUUGGCGGGACGGGAUACAAGCUCGGUAGCACUAGCAUGGUUCUUCUGGCUAUUACACGAGCACCCGAGAGUCGAACAGCGAAUUCUGGAGGAGAUCAAGGAGAUGAUCGACCUUCGGGAGUCGAAGAAGGGGAAGGUUGACGAUGUAACUUUUUCCAUGGACGAGCUAAAGAAGAUGGUGUACCUUGAAGCAACCCUAUCAGAAACCCUCAGGCUGUACCCGUCGGUGCCGGUGGACUUCAAGGAGGUUCAAGAAGACGACGUGUUCCCUACAGGAACGGACGUCAAAAAGGGUGCUCGAGUGUUCUACAGCAUUUACUCGAUGGCUAGAAUGGAGGACAUAUGGGGAAAAGACUGCAGGGAGUUUAAGCCGGAGAGAUGGAUCAAAGACGACGGGGAACUGGUGAACGAGAGCCAGUUUAAGUUCGCAGUGUUUAAUGCAGGACCGAGGUUGUGUGUAGGGAAGAAAUUCGCUUACAUGCAGAUGAAGUUGGUGGCUGCUUCUAUCCUAUUGAGGUACUCGGUUAAGGUGGUAGAGGGCCAAACCAUUGUUCCAAAAUUAACCACCACACUUUACAUGAAGAAUGGCUUGAUGGUUACUCUCCAGCCAAGGAUGAAGUGAAUCUGCUGCUGUAGCCUGUACUCUGUAGCAUUUGCUUUGAAGCCGGCCUGUUGAUUAAUUAAUUGGGCAAUAAUACAGAUUACUGAUAAAUUAAAAUUAAGGUAUAUCCAAGAAAAAAAUUCUCAAGUGUGUGUCGUAAAAUAAAUGUAUAUAUAAAUGGAGCAGACAUUAUUUGCUU
Nelumbo nucifera (sacred lotus) is the source of this 1806-nucleotide messenger RNA. Its product is annotated as cytochrome P450 86B1. The record is from RefSeq and is a predicted model, not a curated record. Gene Ontology annotation, molecular function: heme binding; monooxygenase activity; oxidoreductase activity, acting on paired donors, with incorporation or reduction of molecular oxygen. Lineage: Eukaryota; Viridiplantae; Streptophyta; Magnoliopsida; Proteales; Nelumbonaceae.